AUGCCUGAGACAGACACACACCCACCAGAGCCCGAGAGCAGCCCCACCAACCACCACCACCCUCCUCCUACUGAAUACAAACGGAACCGGCAGAUCAAAACCCACAAUAUCCGAGGCAAGGAACCGCAGAGCGAAAAACUGUGUGGCUCCUGCCAGUCGCUAUCAGAGCAACCAGGCGCUAGCAGCCUGCUAGCGGGGCCGCUCCCCACAGGCGCGGCGGCCCGGCCCGGCGAGCUGUGGGACGUGGUGGUGCUGACGGCGGCGGACGCGGCGCAGGCGGGCGCGUUCCGGGAGCAGCUGGCCGAGAAGCUGCGGCGGGAGCAGCUGCCCAGGGCCGUGCGGUUCCUCGUGUGCGCCGACCCGCCGGGGCCCAGGAUCGGAAAUGGUGGAUCAACUCUUCAUGCUCUUCGGUGCUUGGAGGAGCAGUAUGGUGAUCAGUGGACUUCCUUCACUGUGCUGCUAAUCCAUUCUGGUGGUUACAGCCAGCGUUUGCCAAAUGCAAGUGCCCUGGGCAAGAUCUUCACGGCCCUGCCGCUGGGCGAUCCCGUGUACCAGAUGCUGGAGCUGAAACUGGCCAUGUACAUCGACUUCCCCCGUCACAUGAAACCAGGAGUCCUCGUCACGUGUUCGGAUGACAUAGAGCUGUACAGCACCGGAGUCACAGAAACCAUCACCUUCGAUAAACCUGGGUUUACUGCCUUGGCUCACCCCUCAGAUCUGGCAGUCGGGACCACGCACGGGGUGUUUGUGCUAGAUCCGUCCAGUUUUUCGGGAAAGGGAGGACUGGAAUAUGGAUCAUGCUAUCGUUUCCUGCACAAGCCUGACCUGGAGACCAUGCAGCAGAGUGGUGCAGUGUGUGUGAGGGGGGAUCGCCCUCCGCUCAGCUCCUCUGGGGGCUGUGGAGACUCGGCCAUGGCCUCAGAGUGUGUGUACACAGACAGUGUGUUCUACAUUGACCACAGCACUGCCCAGCAGCUACUGGAGUUCUACAAGAAGAUGGGCACUCUUUGCUGUGAAAUAGAUGCAUAUGGUGACUUUCUCCAGGCCCUGGGGCCUGGAGCCACUCCAGAUUACACCAAAAACACAAGCAAUGUCUCCAAGGAGGACUCAGGGCUGGUGACAGUGCGGCAGCAGCUGUACUCCCUCCUGCAAGGCACUGCCCUAAAUGUCAUAGUCCUCAACAACUCCCAGUUCUACCACAUUGGGACUACUCAGGAAUAUUUGUUUCAUUUUACUGCUAAGAGCCAACUGAGAUAUGAGCUUGACUUGCAGCCUGUGGCUUUUAGCAUCUUCCCUGACACAGCCAAGACCUUGGAUCAGUUGAGCAUCAUCCAGAGCGUCCUUGAGCCCGGGUGUGUGAUAGGGCCUGGCUCUGUCAUUGAGUACUCCAGAAUUGGGCCUGAGGUCUCAGUAGGGAAAGGCAGCAUUGUUAGUGGGUCCCACAUAAAUUUCAGUGUAGACAUACCCUCAAACUGCUUCCUGAGUUCAGUAAGUGUGAAAAUUACUGAUCGAGUGGAGUAUGCCACCAUGGUGUUCGGUGUAGGCGACAACUUGAAAAAGAGUGUGAAAUUGCUGUCAGACAUACACUCCCUCCAGUUUUUUGGAGCCAGCUUACCAGAAUGCCUUCACCUCUGGAGCUUAGAGGCUUCAGACCAGCUCUUCUCCAGUGAGGACACACGUCUGGGGCUGUGGACUGCAAGGAUUUUCCCUGUUUGUUCUACUCUGAGUGAAUCAGUUAGGAUGUCACUGAACAUGCUGAAUUCUGUGCACCACAAGUCAGCUUUCAAACUGAAUGGCUUUCAGCUUUUGUCUGUUGAAGAAAUGCUCACCUACAAAGAUGUAGAAGACAUGCUGAAGUUUAGGAAGCAAAUUUAUGAUGAAAUCUGCCUACAAAGACAAAAAGAGAAGUCUGAUUAUAGAAUGAACAGUACUUGAACAAACUAUUUUUCAUUUGUGGACGAUUGAUUACUUCCCAGCUUGUAAGAAUCCUAAGGGAAAAGUACACAGAUCUCCUCUCUGAUCUCAUUGAAGUAGAAAUGAAGAAAUUGCAUAACAUUAAUAAAGCAGCAAAUCCAGAUAAAGUGUUCUUUUGAUUAAAAUAGGGAAAUACUUCAGAUCUAAAAACACUAUUUGGUGACCUUUUGUGGGUUGCAUGUUAUGUCUGGUAGUUUUUUGUCAGAAUACAAUACAGAAAAAAUUGUCUAUUUGGCUGAAAACAGCUUUAAAAGCUUUUAAAUGGUAGAAUAUUAGCUCAAGAAAUGUGGAAUAAUACAACAACUUGUGUUUCUCUCUUUUUAUGCUGCCAUUUUGCAAUACAGUUUCAAACAGUAGUUAUGUAGAAGUAAAACGAUUAGAAGUGCUUUUAAUUCAAUGUCUUGGGCAUUAAUAAAUUUUUAUCUUUUGUUUUUUA
Molecule: messenger RNA, 2410 nt
Organism: Passer montanus (Eurasian tree sparrow)
Lineage: Eukaryota; Metazoa; Chordata; Aves; Passeriformes; Passeridae
Gene: FPGT
Product: fucose-1-phosphate guanylyltransferase
Exons: 5
Coding region: 1-1935 (644 amino acids)
Molecular function (GO): transferase activity, transferring phosphorus-containing groups
Source: RefSeq, a predicted model, not a curated record